Molecule: messenger RNA, 963 nt
Organism: Trichobilharzia szidati
Lineage: Eukaryota; Metazoa; Platyhelminthes; Trematoda; Strigeidida; Schistosomatidae
Source: the annotation of a GenBank genome assembly
ACGAGUGAACACAAAUCUGAUGAAUUGUUUUCACUAGUUAAAGAAUAUUCUAAUCACAGUUCAAAUAUUUCAAUUACUAAAAAUUUAACCACAAAUAACAGUGAACGUGAAGCGGACGCGAUAACUAAUUCUUUAAAUGCGAACAAGCCCUCGCCAGUUAUACAGCCUAUCUCAAACAUGACGAAAGAUGAGAAAUUUAAUGAAAUGUCUGCACAAGGUGAUGAUCAGCGGACAAGCGUACCAUGUAUUGUAAAAGAUUCUGAUAUUUGUUUAGUGACAAGUGAAUUAUUUAGUCAAUCUCUAUCAGUUUUAGAAGGUUUCAAUGUACCUUUGGAAAGAAAUUGUAAUAAUUAUAGAAAAAUAACUGAUUCGUCUGCAACAUUUCUUAUCGAUCCGCUGAAAUCAGAUAUUAAAUGUCAAAACAAUAUGUAUGCGUACUGCGCAGAUUACGUAACAAGCAAACCUUUAUGUGAUAACGAUAUUUCAGUUGAUCACUUAUCAUCUACCUCUAAAAUAGUAUCUUCAAUAGACAUUCCAUGUCAGCACAGGCAAGACAAUAGUGAAUCGAAUUUAUCAUAUGAUAUCGCUGAAGCCUAUUCAACAGUAACCUGUCAACUGGUGGUUGAUGAGGAAAAGAAAAACGCUUCAGUGGCAGUAGUAGUAGUCGGAACUGAAGGGGGAGAAGAAAAAGAAGAAGAGAAGUCUGGAGGAAGAGAGGAAGGAGACUUUUUCCAGAUAAAUAACCCUCUAAUAGUGGAUAGAACAAACCAGCUAGCUGAGAUGAAUUCAAUCAAAACGUACACAAAUGAUACAAUAGCUUCUGUUCGAAAUAAAUUAUCAGAUGAAAGAAAUGCAAGGAAUAUUUAUCAAUACGCAUCCAGUGAAAUUAAUCGCGUUUUAGUGAAUAUCAUUGAGAGAGUAAAACAGAAUGGUGAUUCAUUGACACCUGAAUGUAUAGAUGUG